UUCGCGUGAUCGAGUCAGUCUGCAGAUUGCUCGAGUGGCAGCUUCCCAUCACCGCUGACCGGGAGCAGACGACUUGACAGACAGCUAGUGCAUGCUCUUACGAGCCUGGCAAGCUCAGAACCGUCAUCGUGUCACUCAGCGCCUGUUACGUCAAAUUUGUCGUCGGAGCGCGAUAACGACGGUAGGAUCGCUCAAGUGGACUCAUAGUAGUCUCGCCUCGCUCGCAAGGAUGGCAAGUACAAGCUCGCAAUUCGGCGACUGGCCCGCUAGCAAAGUACGAGCGACGUUCAUUGACUACUUUGAGCAUCACAAAGAUCUGCCGCACACAUUCGUACCGUCAUCGUCUACGAUACCUUACAAUGACCCCACGCUCAUGUUCGCCAAUGCCGGGAUGAACCAGUACAAGGCUUGCUUCCUAGGAACGGCCGAAGGCCCUCUCGGCGCUCUCAAGCGCGCUGCAAACUCGCAAAAAUGUAUAAGAGCAGGUGGUAAGCACAACGAUAUCGACGACGUGGGCAAAGACACAUAUCAUCACACAUACUUUGAGAUGCUGGGCAACUGGUCCUUUGGCGAUUACUUCAAGCAGGAUGCGCUGAGUUUAGGCUGGACGCUAUUGACGAAAGUGUAUGGCUUACCGGCAGACCGACUCUACGUGACCUACUUUGAGGGAGAUCAAAGUCAGGGUCUCGUACCCGACGAAGAGACUCGUCAGCUCUGGCUGGACCUCGGCGUCGCAGAGGAUCAUCUCAUCAAAGGCAAUGCAAAGGACAACUUUUGGGAGAUGGGCGCAACUGGUCCUUGCGGACCUUGCACAGAAAUUCACUAUGAUCGAGUAGGCGGUCGCAACGCAGCCCAUCUCGUCAACAUGGAUGAUCCACUCGUACUGGAAGUGUGGAACCUGGUCUUUAUCCAGUACAACCGCGAAGAGGAUAAUUCUUUGAGGAAUCUGCCUGCAAAGCAUGUCGACACCGGCAUGGGAUUCGAGCGAUUAGUAUCAGUACUGCAAGACAAGCCUUCGAACUACGACACCGAUGUCUUUGCGCCACUGUUCGCCAAGAUCCAGGAGAUGACGGGCGCGCGACCGUACGGUGGCAAGCUGGGUAAAGAAGAUCAAGGCGAGAUCGACACCGCCUACCGAGUCGUAGCAGACCAUGUUCGGACACUCACUUUUGCGCUUGCGGAUGGCGGCGUCCCCAGCAAUGUCGGUCGUGGCUAUGUGCUACGUCGCAUCUUACGUCGAGGAUGUCGAUAUAUUCGCAAGAAGUUCGACGUCCCUAUCGGCUCCUUCUUCUCGACCUUGAUGCCCACUGUCGUCGAUCAAAUGGGCGGAUUCUUCCCAGAGAUCACAAAGAGCGCUACAGAUAUCAAGGAAAUCUUGGACGAAGAAGAGGUUGCAUUUGCGCGGACGCUCGAUCGAGGCGAAAAGAUGUUUGAGCUGUAUGCCGAUCAGACACGAGCAAAGGGCAAGACGGAGCUCAGCGGCAAGGAUGUCUGGCGACUAUACGAGACCUAUGGCUUUCCUGUCGAUCUCACUUUGCUCAUGGCAGAAGAGCAAGGCUUGAGCUACAACCAGAAAGAGUUCGACGCGGCGCAGGCGCACUCGAUCGAGGUCAGCAAGGCUGGCAUCAAGAAAGAAGGAGCAAACGCCAUCAAGCUCGAUGUACACGAUCUAGGCAAAUUAGACAGCACCGACUCUGUCAAGAAGACUGAUGACGAUGCCAAGUAUAGCGAGACCCAGCUGGAUGCGACUAUCAAGGCGAUAUAUCAUGAUCGCAGCUUUGUCGACAACACGUCUAGCAUUGAGCAAGGUAAACCUUUUGGCAUCUUGCUCGACAGGACUUGCCUCUAUGCAGAAUCUGGUGGCCAGGAGAAUGACACCGGCACGAUUGUCAUUGCCGGCAAAGCAGAAUUCUUAGUGCAGGAUGUCCAGGCUUACAAAGGCUACGUCUUGCAUGUCGGUACUCUGACAGAAGGAAGCCUGUCUGUUGGCGACGCUGUCGUCAUUUCUCUCGACGAGCUACGUCGAUGGCCGAUCAAGAACAAUCAUACCGGAACUCACAUACUCAACUUUGCGCUCCGGGAAGUUCUAGGCGAUCACGUUGAGCAGAAAGGCUCGCUCGUUGCGCCUGCAAAGCUCAGAUUCGAUUUCUCGAACAAAGGCGGCAUUCCUUUGCAAGAGCUGCAAAAGAUCGAGGAGAUCUGUAACGCUUGGAUCAAGAAGAAUGUGCCUGUCUAUAGCAAAGAAGUCAAGCUCGACGAUGCAAAGGCUAUACCGGGUCUGCGUGCUGUCUUUGGCGAGGCAUACCCAGAUCCGGUCCGUGUGGUAGCGUUGGAGUUCAGCGUGGAGGAGAUGGCGAAAGAUCUCAAGAAUCCAAAAUGGCGAUCGACGAGCGUUGAGUUCUGUGGAGGCACGCAUGUCAACAGAACUGGUGAUAUACAAAGUCUGGUCAUCGUCGAAGAGUUUGGCACCGCAAAGGGCAUCCGACGGAUCACGGCGGUCACAGGAGACGAAGCAAGCGAAUGUCAUCGCCAAGCCAACUCGUACAGCAUGCAACUCGAUUCCCUCGAGAAGCUCACGGGCAAAGAGCAGCUUGCAAGCAUCAAGACGCUACAAGUCGAGCUCGAUCGCGCUGACAUAUCAGCUCUACGCAAAGCGACACUCAAAGAUCGCCUGGCUGCUAUCAGCAAGAAGAUAAGCGACGACUCGCGUGCUGCAGAGAAGAGCCUCAUGAAAGCUAUCACUGCUAAGAUCGCUGACUACUUUGAUGCGAAUCCAAACGCUCGCUACUUCAUACUGCGACACGACGUACCAAGUGGCAGCAAAGCGAUGACGGGCGCGAUGCUCGAAGCCAGGACGCGAGAGAAAGCUGUUUAUGGCUUCAGCGUGAGCGAGGGCAAGGUGACUUUGACCAAUCACGUUCCGCUGCACGAUAUCAAGGCAGGCUUCACGGCAAAGACUUGGUCGGCCAAAGUGUGUCAAGUGAUCGGUGGCAAGGGCGGAGGCAGAGACGAAUCGACGACAAGCGUUGCGCCGGAUGUUGCGAAGCUGGACGAAGGGCUGAAAGCGGCGGCAGACGCGUAUGAGUCAUUCGCAAAGUCCAAUGCAUGAUCGAGCGUUACGCGCCGGGCAACGAUACACGCG
Messenger RNA from Mixia osmundae IAM 14324, 3142 nucleotides. RefSeq lists its product as uncharacterized. Gene Ontology annotation, biological process: tRNA modification; alanyl-tRNA aminoacylation. Gene Ontology annotation, molecular function: alanine-tRNA ligase activity; nucleic acid binding; aminoacyl-tRNA deacylase activity. Bases 230 to 3109 code for a protein of 959 amino acids. Gene Ontology annotation, cellular component: mitochondrion; cytoplasm. NCBI's taxonomy places the organism in Eukaryota, Fungi, Basidiomycota, Mixiomycetes, Mixiales, Mixiaceae. The record is from RefSeq and is a predicted model, not a curated record. The transcript has 6 exons.